UGGCGGUACGUUCGAAAUUGGUGACAUUUUUGCACGUGUUUGCUCUGAUAUUUAUUUACUGCUUAUAGUCAUAUAAUCCCUGUAAUUAUGGUCCAAAUUUCUAAAAAACGUGUUCGUAGAAACACAGUUGUUUUAGAUAGUGCCUCAACCUCGGUUAUAACUGCAUUACCACCCUGUAAUACAGCAUUAACUACUAGCUCACAAAAUGGCUUGAGUGCAAUUCUCACUCCUGUGAUACAGAUGAAAGAUGUUCUGUUAGAGAACUCUGAGAUCUGUAAAUUAGACCUCCUUGUGAAAGAUAUCCAAAGGCAAGUAAAUGAACUUCAGAAAAAAUUAGGUCAGUUUGAUAGAAUGUCACUGCCAUUGUCAAAUAUCACGGAGAGCAGUUCUGAUAUUGGCCAGGUUAAGUCUUUGCUGGAUGUAACUCAAAGCAAGCUUUCGGAUUUAGACCCAAUAGCCUGUCUGUUAAGAAAGCAUCCUAAAAUGUCUCCAGACACCCUAAAUAAGGCUGAAAAUAUGAUUGACUGCUUGGCUGCGGAGGUGAUGAAGCGUAUAACCUCUUCUCACCAGGCUAUAGUUUACAAUGUCCCAGAUUCUCUUCCUCUGAAGACUGUUAAACACAAAAUCCUGAUUUGUUGCGGCAUGGCCAGUGUUCCAUGUGAAUGCAAAAGACUUCGUAAAAAGUCUAACCAGGCUAACUGUCCCAUUAUUUUUAAGUUCAGUAAUUCCCUUGAUUCUAGUAAGUUUAUUAAAUGCCAGGAUCACCUAAGACUGAACAGUAGUUAUAAGUCUAUAACCAUAGCUCAAGAUAAAACACCGUGUCAGCGCAGAAUGAUGCGGAGUAAUAACCUGGUCACCUCCUCUAGCUUAGAAUUACCCAAAAACGAUCGUGCACAGCAACAGUCACCUAAUGCUGACAUUAGCAUUCAGCAGACCACACAACAACCACGCAUGGCAAUGGAACUAGGGACUGAUUUAGAUACCAGUACCCCUGUAAAUAACGUCUCACCAAAAGAUGUUAAAAUAGGUAGAACUGUUGCAAGCCGUUCCAAGAAAUUCCUACCCAAACGUGGUGACCUCACCACAAUGAACAAAUUUCGCCGGGUUGAGACUAAUGAUGGGGAAGAAUACUUUGUAUUCAAUAAGCUUGCUGAGAGUAAGACUGUCAAAAAACCCUUACCUCUUACGAAAAGUUCCUCUCGAAACACAAGUAUAUCUGGUGGUUUUCAGUAUGCUCCACCUUAUAGAAAGUCAGGCCCCAAAACCCCCAAAGUCUUACAACCAAAGCACCUUCCCUCUCAAUUUCCUUUAAGUUAUAAAACCAACACGAAGGUGUGUACCGGUAUGAUGGAUAGCACGUGGAUGGGUAGACCAUUUGAUGCUAUGCUUUUUAACCGUCAACCCAGGCCCAACAUCUACUAUCCUUAUAUCCAGGAACAAAUGGUAAAUUUUCCAUGUGUCCCGAAUCACUGGUACGACCCAUGGCACCUAGGACCACCUCACUGCACUCUAACCCCGAUGCACAGACACCCAGUCCAACCCCCGUAUCAUUCAUAAACUCUUGCGUUGUUGACGCACAAACAGAGUUAGGUUAUGGUGAUAUCUUAAGCCAGUUUGUAGUAUCCCGUGACUUAUUCACGAUAUUGCUAAUUAAUGCGCGUUCCUUAAUCAAUAAGAUAUCUGAACUAAGGGCAUUAUUAUUUAUCGCCAAGCCUACUGUAGCUUUGAUUACUGAAUCAUGGUGCUCAUAUUCUGUACUUGAUGUGCAUAUAGGCAUAGAUGAUUACACUGUACACCUUGCAAAUAGAGACAGCAAGCGUGGUGGAGGAUGUCUCAUAUAUAUACAUAACUCAUUCGUAGCCAGUAAGGUGGAAGAUGAAAUACUGAACGAGGUACCUGAUUCACUCUGGGUCGUCUUACAAGGAGAUAAGUACAAGCUUCUCAUAGGCUGUGUUUAUCGAGCACCAAGCUCAACCAAAGAAACUGAUGCGUUAUUAGCUAAAUCAUUCGCACACGCCUCAUCGUUUAGUACUAAUUACAAAAUAAUUGCAGGGGACUUCAAUCUUCCAGAAGUCAAUUGGUUAAGUAGUUCCGGCCCCCAACGCUUCGACGAAUUACUUGCCACUAUCGACUGUUAUGGAUGGCAGCAACACGUCCAGACACCUACUCGUGGUGACAACAUGUUGGACCUUGUGUUUUGUCAUGACACAAUCCCAGUCUCCACCUAUGUUGGUAACAGAUUUUCCAGUAGUGACCAUAGAAUGGUGCUCUGCUCUCUGCCUUUCUCACCACUAAAUACAGGAAACAAACAGGAUUCAGGGAGCUUGAUUUGUCGUAGUUACAAACAUGCAGACUGGGGAUUAGUCCAAGAACUCAUUCGACUCUGUCACUGGGAUGAAUAUUUUACCACUGAUUCCCUGGAG
Trichobilharzia szidati is the source of this 2423-nucleotide messenger RNA. The record is from the annotation of a GenBank genome assembly. Lineage: Eukaryota; Metazoa; Platyhelminthes; Trematoda; Strigeidida; Schistosomatidae.